Molecule: messenger RNA, 1371 nt
Organism: Euleptes europaea (tarantolino)
Lineage: Eukaryota; Metazoa; Chordata; Lepidosauria; Squamata; Sphaerodactylidae
Exons: 12
Coding region: 1-1371 (456 amino acids)
Molecular function (GO): protein binding
Source: RefSeq, a predicted model, not a curated record
AUGUUGCACAGGGUGCUCUCGGGUUCCUUUGACCAGACAGUUGGCAUCUGGUCCCAGGAUGGACAGCUGAUCCAUCGCCUUGGCCCCUUCACUGGGAACAUCACUGCACUGUGCUAUGUGGCAACGGUUGGCAUUGUCUGGAUCGCCAGUGGCACAUCCCAGCCCACGAUCUAUGAGCCCCAGUCUGGGGAGAUAGUUUCACAGUUCAUAUCCACAUUUCGAGGCCAACAGAUGGAGGGGCUUGUUCUUCAGCAGCUUCUCAGCCUACCAGACUCAAGGCAUGUGAUUGGUUCAGCAAAACCCCAGCAAAUGCUGGUCUGGCGCUACAGUGAGUUGGGAUGCCUGACUGUGCUGCCUUGCAAACACCCCUUAGAGUGCCUUGCUUAUGCUAAGAAGGAGCCCGUUCUACUCUUCAGUGGAGACAGCAGUGGGAUGCUGCAGAAAUGGGAGAGGAGCUACAUAUCGCCCUUCAUCUACAGCAUGGAGUCCUUCCACAUCAGUGAAGCGCAAUUGGAGCGGCGAGGCCCCUUUGCACAGCAGAUGGUGAAGAGCGGCAAGGAGGAGCCACAGCCUCGUCCAUGUUCCCCUCGAAAAUGGAGAAAGGCCUAUAGUGGCCGCCAGAGUGGCCACAGCCUAUUCCGGACCACAGCCAAGGACACACAAAAAGAAAGCAUAGGCUUCACAAGGGCCAUCUUUGCUGAGGAGCUGGAUAUUCUGGUGGUGUCGGCAACUAACGGAAAAAUUUAUCUCUGGGAGUUUGAGAGCUUCAACCCAGGCACUGAAUCCCCUGGUCAGCUCAGUGGGGGAUGGGAUGGAAGGCUGUGUCUCUGGGAUCUGCAGAACCGCUCCUUGCAAAAUGAGCUUUCCAGUGUCCCUGGGAACAAUGGGCCCAUCCUUGAUAUGGCCUACUCCCCAAAGAGGAGAGAAUUUGCUUUAUCUUCUAGCACUGGCAGAAUUUUUAUCUGUGCUUUCAAUCCUCACUGUGCCAAUCUGGUACUUCUGGCUGAACUUGGACACCAAGCUAGUGUUGUGGCAUUGGUCUGGCAUUCAUUAGAGGACAAGUGGGUCAGUGGUUCUGAAGAUGGCUCCAUUCGGCUCUGGAGUGAAGAUGGGGGAUGCUGCAUGAAGGUCCUGAGAGCCCCCAGAGGGAUCACCUGCCUUUGCAUUGACCAGGCCAAUGGCUGCAUUGUUGCAGGGGUCCAUGACACCAUCAGGGUUUAUGAUGCAAACUCUGGGGUGCAGGUACAAAGUCACACAGGGCAUCAAGACACCAUCAAGGGCCUCAUCCAUGUCCCAGAAAUGGAACAGUAUGUCUCAGUUUCACUGGAUGGCACAGUGUGCAUGUGGAAGGCCUAUCGUCAGGGAGACUAG